This is a messenger RNA of Aureobasidium pullulans EXF-150, 618 nucleotides long. RefSeq lists its product as uncharacterized. NCBI's taxonomy places the organism in Eukaryota, Fungi, Ascomycota, Dothideomycetes, Dothideales, Saccotheciaceae. The record is from RefSeq and is a predicted model, not a curated record. The transcript has a single exon. Bases 328 to 486 code for a protein of 52 amino acids.
AACUCGGAAUCGCGUUUGUUGAAUUGCACACACAGGAACUUGACUAGAUGGUGAUCGUCGCACGCCUUUCUCACCGGGCUCUUGCGCACAGGAAUGCGACAAGGGAGGAUCAUUCCUGGCCACCUGUUUUCCACCAGUGUUUCUCUUGCAAGCCGCCAGCCCAUUUAGAUGGUUGAUGUGGCGUGCAGGUACAAGAGCUGCAAGUCCCGAGUCGGGGUAGCCGGCAUCCCGAAUCGAGGAAGACCCCGUCGUCUCCAGGUUUCCUUUGUUGCGGGGAUCGCGGGGAAAACAAACACACCAACAACCUCUUGUCAUGCGCACGACAGGAUGACUAGACAGAAAAGCUUCAUCCUAGGUAUUCGCAAUGUCAAGAAACUAGGAACCCGCUUUUCCGAUGCUGCUCUGUUGCUGGAGGGUAGUCCCGCUCUGGUGUUCUUCACGGCCGUAGUCGCCCGCUCUUUUUACGUUGCUUUGCGCGAGCGAUAAGACCAGCAUCCUGUGGCAGAAAUCGCAGCUGUGCCAGACACACACAGCUACAGCCAACGGCGUAACUGGCGCAUCACUACUUUCCACCUUCACCGCAACAUCGCAACGUGUGCUCUCUGGGCAUUCUCAACG